Camellia sinensis is the source of this 1212-nucleotide messenger RNA. The record is from RefSeq and is a predicted model, not a curated record. Lineage: Eukaryota; Viridiplantae; Streptophyta; Magnoliopsida; Ericales; Theaceae.
CAAUUAUUGGGGGUGGAGAGAGGCUGGAAUUUUUGAGAGAGAGAGAGAAAGAAAAAGAAAAGUGGAGGGUCACUGUUCAUGUCCUGUGUAGAGACAGACAGACUCCAAAAACCCUAGGAAGAUGUUGAGAAACAUUCCAUUCAGCGUUUUGUAGUUGACCUGUGACCCACCCCCCAAAACACAUCACACCCUCCACACAUGCAUUGCGGUAUUGUACUCACGCAUUGUAGUAUUGUACACAUAUGCACCACCCAACACAAACAAGAAGAAAUCAACAAGAUCAAACAAGCAAAGUUCUAAACAAUCCAUCAAACAAACCUAGUUUGAUUUGAAGUUUUGAACACAAAAAAUGGAAGGAGAGAGAGGAGGGAUACCGAAUUACGAGCUGCAGGUAUCGUUCGCGCCACCGCAUGUGAUCCAGGAAAUGGGUUUUGUACAGUUUGAAGAUCAUAACCAGGUCAUGAGCUUCUUGGCCCCAUCUCAGCCUCUCAACGGUGGCGGCACCACCACUACCACCACCAAUAACAACGAUACCGAAGCUGGCAUGGGGUUUGGCCAUAAUGGACUCAGUAGCAGACCUUCAUGGAAUUCCAACCAGCAGGAGGCGCAAUUGGAUCCCAAGAACGUUAAUGAUGAAAAUGCCAAGGAUGGUAGCAAUUCAUGGUGGAGGAGCUCAUCGACCGAGAAGAACAAGGUUAAGAUGAGGAGAAAACUUAGAGAGCCAAGGUUUUGUUUUCAGACAAGAAGUGAGGUGGUGGAUGUGCUUGAUGAUGGUUACAAAUGGAGGAAAUAUGGCCAGAAAGUUGUUAAGAAUAGCCUUCAUCCAAGGAGAUUCUUAAUGCAUACAUUCCACAGGCGGAGGGUGAUAGAGUUCUUUUUUUCAGUAAACAAAUUAUUAUUGGAUCGUUUUUUCUUAAGGAGCUAUUAUCGUUGCACACACAGUAAUUGCAGAGUGAAGAAGCGGGUUGAACGAUUAUCAGAAGAUUGUCGAAUGGUGAUAACAACGUAUGAAGGAAGACACAACCACUCUCCAUGUGACGACUCAAAUUCAUCUGAACCCGAAUGCUUUACCUCAUUCUAAUGGCUCAUUAAUAGAGCAAGAACUUGUUGUAACAAUUAUAUAUAAUGUACAAGUUAGUUUGCAACAAUCUUUAUUUUAGAAGAUUGAGUGUAUCCAACAUAUGAUAUUGUAGAAAGUUUGAUUUUCUUGAA